AUGGAUCAGAAAGCUGUCUGAUAACAACCUAUAACCGUGUGUGUGUGUUUAUUACCCUACCUCAGUACCCCUACCCCUCUGCAGAAUAAACAGGUAGACAGUGAAAGUGAAAGUCAGUCUCCAUUUUGUGUGGAGGGGAAAAUACACCAUUUCAGGAGUAAAAACACAGUUGUUUUAUGACUUGAUACCGUGACUAUUUCCUGUAAGUGAACUCUGUGCUGAUACAGGGUUUGAUUUAACACACCGAUGUUGGAGUGAAGUAAACGUGUGUCCUGCUGUAAUCUGGAGAAGGAGACAUGAACUCCAACAUGAGUGUGUCUGGAGAACAGGACUUAAAGAGAGACGAGAGAAUGAUGGAGGGAAAGAGAUCAGACUCACCAGAACCCAGCUGUGUGUCCAUGAAGAGUGACGCGUCAAUGGAUCUCCCAUUUACCUUCAGUGACGGAGCCAGUUCUCCUGAUGUGAGACCACAACAGAAGACAUCAAACCUCAGCAGAAAUCAGUUGGACUCCAUAUUCAAGGAGCUGGAACACAAAGUCAUCACUCUGAUAAAGAAUGAGCUGAAGAGGUUUAGGAAGCUCCUGAGUCCAGAUUACCCAGCAUGCACUGAGAGGGAGGUGCAGGAUGAGGAGGAUCUGCACAGUGUCAGAGACGGAGCGCUGAAGAUCACACUGCACGUCCUGAAGAUCAUGAACCACACAGAUCUCGCUAACACACUGCACAACAAGUCUGUGGCCUCUGUGUAUCAGACAAGUGGGAGGAAAGAUUCUUCCUGUGCAAGGUGCUGCUCUCACUUCUUUCAGCAUAGCUCCUGGUCUCAGAACAGGUUUAGUUCAUCGUUGCUGGUGUUGUGUAGAGGAUGUCAUAUUGUGAAAGUCACAACUAUCCCCGCUCAAGGUCUUGUGAAAUAGUUGACCUUGUUUGUGACUAUAUUCACCGUGAUGCUUUCAGCGGUUACUACAUUAGUGUCCUUAAUUUUUUACUAUUUAAAGAUUGUUUCAAAGUUUAUUACAGGCUCAAUGAAUGUUCUUCUCCUUCACUAGAAGAUAAAGGCCCGGUUUCACAGACAGGGUUUACAUUAAGCCAGGAUUAGGCCUUCGAUCAAUUAGGACAUUUCAGUAGCUUUUAUAAACGUGUCUUAGAAAAAUAUAUUUCUGGUGCACAUCCUGAGAUAAAACAAUGGCACUGACGUGUUUUAAGAUCCAUCCGUGCAAGUAGCUUUCAGUUAAAACAUCUCAGACAUACAUUUUAGUCUGGGACUAGGCUUAGGCCUUGUUUGUGAAACCAGGGGAAAAAGAAGAAGGGUGUGCUUUAUUAUGCUCUCUGCAGAAUAUGACAGAAGAAAUGUGACCCACACCUAUAGCUAUAAAAAGCAGGUAGAACUGCAGUUAGCCUCAAAUGUGUAGCUGGGCUGGAAAUUUAUUUUUGUAUGCAUGUAUAAUUUUUUUUAUAUUACAGAUGAACAAGCAAACAGAUUUAAAGGCUGUUGUGAAUGAUGGGUUACAGAAAUGUCUUCCUGUGUUUAUUAUUAUUUAAGUUAUAUAUUCUGAUUUGUAAGCAAGAUUAUGAAGUCUCCUUUUGCUAAUCAUUUUACAGCAUUAUUAAAAAGUCCAUGUACACAAUGUUUAUCCCGAGUGCCUUUUUGAUGUAUUUUAUUAUCCUGCACAAAGCAAAAACACAAUCUGAGUGUAGAUGCCCCUCGUAAAUAUUAAUAUAGUAAUAGUAAAUGGACAAGUGAAGGGGCAGCAAUUACCUUAGGCCCCGAGCUAGCAAGGGCCCCCAAAAUGCUGCAUAAACUUAUAGUUAAGAAAGUUUUAUUUUUACUUUUUGCUAAUUAAUUAUGUUUUUUCUAAAAAUGCCAUCAGAAUGCUUACUUCAUGAGUGGCGUAUUGGACUGGGUGUGGUGGUCCGCUCUGGGCCAGAAAGUCCAGAGCCACUUUUUGGCCCUGUACACGCCUGAUUAUUGCUGUUAAUGAUAAAUAACAUAAGCUGAAAUUUUAAAUAUUGAUGUUAAAACACUGAAAUGAGGGCCCCAUCCCUAUAUUUUGUCUAGGAUCCGACAAAUCACUAAAUCUGUCCUUGUGCUAGCCACUACACCACCACAUAGGACACAAGUUUUAUUUUAUAC
This is a messenger RNA of Ictalurus punctatus (channel catfish), 2128 nucleotides long. RefSeq lists its product as uncharacterized. The coding region runs from base 297 to 911 and encodes 204 amino acids. NCBI's taxonomy places the organism in Eukaryota, Metazoa, Chordata, Actinopteri, Siluriformes, Ictaluridae. The transcript has 6 exons. The record is from RefSeq and is a predicted model, not a curated record.